This is a messenger RNA of Nestor notabilis (Kea), 1309 nucleotides long. It is a transcript of the gene PHGDH, whose product is annotated as phosphoglycerate dehydrogenase. The annotation marks the transcript as partial. Gene Ontology annotation, molecular function: NAD binding; phosphoglycerate dehydrogenase activity. The transcript is spliced from 10 exons. NCBI's taxonomy places the organism in Eukaryota, Metazoa, Chordata, Aves, Psittaciformes, Psittacidae. The record is from RefSeq and is a predicted model, not a curated record.
CACACCCACCGGGAAUAGCCUCAGCGCCGCCGAACUCACCUGUGGGAUGAUCUUGUCUUUGGCCAGGUGAAUCCCGCAGGCAGGUGCAUCCAUCGAGGAGGGCUACAUGGGCAUGGAGCUGAAGGGGAAGACUCUGGGCGUGCUGGGGCUGGGCCGCAUUGGCAGGGAGGGGGGCCGCCCCGUGCACGCAUUUGGCACGCUGCAGGAGCAAGCACCCGAUCUGCCUCAGACCAUAGGCUAUGACCCCAUCAUCACCCCUGAAACCUCGGCCACCUUCGGUGUGGAACAACUGCCACUGGAGCAGAUCUGGCCCCACUGUGACUUCAUCACGGUGCACACGCCGCUACUGCCCUCCACCACAGGGCUCCUGAACGACAGCACGUUCGCCAAGUGCCGCCGUGGUGUGCAGGUGGUGAACUGUGCCCGUGGUGGAAUCGUGGAUGAGGGUGCACUGCUGCGGGCGCUGCGGUCGGGGCAGUGUGGUGGGGCUGCCCUCGAUGUCUUCACGCAGGAGCCCCCGAAGGAUCGUGACCUGGUGAACCAUCCCAAUGUCAUCUGCUGCCCACACCUGGGGGCCAGCACGCGGGAGGCACAGAGCCGCUGCGGCAAGGAGAUCGCGAUGCAGAUUGUGGACAUGGCCACAGGAAAGGGUCUGGCUGGCAUAGUCAAUGGCGAGGCUUUCAGCAAGGCUUUUGCGCCCCAGACCAAGCCUUGGAUUGCUCUGGCCAAGGCCCUGGGCACAGUGCUAUGCACAGCGGGCAAGGAAGCACAGGACAGCAUCCAGGUCUGCACCCUAGGAACAUCCCUGCGGGAGGCUGGAAGCUACCUGAUGCCUGCUGUGGCUGUGGGCAUGCUGGCUGGAGGGGUGCAGAAGGAGGUGACCCUGGUGAAUGCCCUGCUGCUGGCCCAGGAGGCUGGGCUGAAGGUGCGUGCCACACACGGCGACGUGGCCCCCGAGCCUGACAGCAGUGCUGGCUUGCUUCAGGUGUCCCUGCAGGGCACCCCACACCGGGUAGCAGGGACAGUGCAGGGCAGCACCCCGGUGCUGCGGGAGCUCAAUGGGGCCACCUUCAAGCAGCCAGCCCCACUGGCUGGCCCCAUCCUCAUCUACAGAGCCAAAGCCUCUGAACCUAGUACUCUGUCCACGCUUGCUGGGCUGCUGGGGAAGGUGGGGGUCCAACUCCAGUCCUACCACAGCUCCAGCAUGGUGGCAGGGGAGCAGUGGAAUGUUGUGGGGCUCUCAACUCCGCUGUCUGACCUCGGUGAGCUGAAGCCACAUGUCAUGGAGGUGUUCCAGCUCCACCUGUAA